Molecule: messenger RNA, 969 nt
Organism: Melozone crissalis (California towhee)
Lineage: Eukaryota; Metazoa; Chordata; Aves; Passeriformes; Passerellidae
Product: mas-related G-protein coupled receptor member H-like
Exons: 1
Coding region: 1-969 (322 amino acids)
Biological process (GO): G protein-coupled receptor signaling pathway
Cellular component (GO): membrane
Molecular function (GO): G protein-coupled receptor activity
Source: RefSeq, a predicted model, not a curated record
AUGGCCACACACAGUGUGACACUGCUCAUCUGCCUCUGUGGGCUGGCUGGGAACGGGGCUGUGCUCUGGAUCCUCGGGUUCCGCAUCCACAGGGACACCAUGAAACCCAUCACUGCCUACAUCCUUGUCCUGGCCAUCAUCAACUUCCUCUUCCUCAUCUUCAUGGUCCCCUCCGCUCUGCUCUUCCGGCUGAAGGAUUUCUCCUGCUCCUCCAUCAUGCCCCCAGCAUCCAUACGCUUCCUUUUCCUCCUCUUCCCGAUGUUCCACAGCGUAGGGCUGUACCGGCUGACGGCCAUCAGCAUCGAGAGGGGCAGGUCCAUGCUCUGCCCACCUGGGCUCUUCUGCCACCUUCCCCAGGACCUCUCAUGGGUGGUGGUCAGUGCCACGCUCCGGGCCCUUUCCAUCACUGCCAUCGCUGCCAUUUCUGCAGUGAAUUCCCUGUGCCAGUCACAGGAACACAAGCUCUGCCAGGGAGCUCUCAUCUCCCUGUACAUCCUCAACUUCCUCGUCUUUGCUCCAUCCAUGGUCAUUUCCAGCACAAUCCUCUUCAUUCACUUCAAGGGUAGCUCCCAGCAGCAGCAAUCCAAGAGCCUUGACAUCAUUGACUUCCUGGCUGUGCUCCUCACUCUCCCCCUCAGUCUCUGGAAUUUCCUGCAGCAGCUCGGCUACACCACUGUGUCCCCCCAGGUUGUUCUCCUGGUUGCCUGCAUGCACAGCAGCAUCAACCCCCUCAUCUACAUCUCAGUAACAAAGUGCUGGAGGCGCUGCUCCAUGGGGUCCCUCAGGGAGUGCCUCCAGAAGGUGUUUGAGGAGCCAGAAGGGAGCAGUGCCCCCAGUAAUGAUGCCACCACGGACAGGGGGUCUGAGCCUGCUGAACCCCUCAAGUGCCCCCAUGCAGGACCAUGGGGCAGUGACUCAGGAUCACCCUCCCACCCUUAUUCCUGCAGGGAAAGGGAGCAGAGGCAGUGA